AUGCUCGUGUCCUCCUUCACGCGCCGCGCACGUCGUUCAGUCGCGUCCGUGGGGCUCGCCGCCGCCCAGUGCUUCAGUACCGGACGUAGCAGCACCAGUAGCAGCAGUAGCCGAAAGUGCAGCUCCACUAGCGCUCGUGCACGGGCAGACGAGACUGAAGCGCACAGGAGCGGCAGUCGCCUUGGUGCCGGUCCGGGUCUUGGCGAUUUUCUGCGCGAGUCGCAGCCGCUUAUCACGCGCGAGCAGACGGUCCAUGAGCCAAGUGAGAUGAACUUUCCUGUGACGAUGACGGGCACCGUCUGCUCGCUGGAAGAGCUGGAGGACAAGCAGCAGCAGCAGCGGCGGCGCUCCUUUAUCAUUGAGACAUACGGCUGCCAAAUGAACUCGGCCGAUUCGGAAAUCGUGCGCGCGAUUCUGCUGCAAGAUGGCUACAUGCCAGCAUCUACAGUCGAAGCUGCGGACAUUGUGCUGAUCAACACGUGCGCCGUGCGCGACAAUGCUGAAGCCAAAGUCUGGAACCGGCUCGAGUCGCUGCGCCAAUCGAAGGCCAAGCUCCUGCGCCUGAAGCAGAAGGACGUGCAGACUGUGGGCGUGCUGGGAUGUAUGGCUGAGAGACUCAAGACGAAGCUGCUGGAGUCGGACAAGAUGGUCGACUUGGUGGUGGGUCCAGACGCUUACCGCGAUCUACCCAACUUGCUGCGUGUAGUGCACGGCAGUGGGGAAGCAGCUGUGAAUGUUCAGCUGUCGUUGGACGAGACGUACGCAGAUAUUGCACCUGUGCGUGCAGAUCCUCACAGCCCAUCGGCUUUCGUGUCGAUCAUGCGAGGAUGCAACAACAUGUGUUCGUACUGCAUUGUGCCGUUCACGCGCGGACGCGAACGUAGCCGCGUCAUGAGCUCCAUUGUCGACGAGGUACGUGCGCUGAGUGAUCAGGGCAUUAAGGAGGUCGUGCUGCUUGGCCAGAAUGUCAACUCGUACCACGACGAAAAGUCCGAAGGUGCUGCAGAAAGAGGACGUGGCUACGUAUCAUCUGCUGGGUUCAGCAAUUUGUUUCGCUCCCGUGACGCACCUGGCUUCCGCUUCGCUGACCUGCUGGACGAAGUGUCACGUGUAGAUUCGGAGAUGCGACUUCGCUUUACGUCGCCGCACCCGAAGGAUUUUCCGAAUGAAGUGCUGGAUCUCGUGAACGAACGCGCUAACAUUUGCAAGCAGAUCCACAUGCCGGCCCAGAGCGGCAGCACCACGCUGCUGAAGCGCAUGCGUCGUGGAUACUCUCGUACGGCCUAUCUAGAGCUUCUGGACAACAUGCGAGCUCGUAUCCCUGGUGUAGCUAUUUCGUCGGACUUUAUCGCUGGUUUCUGUGGUGAGAGUGAGGAAGAGCAUGCCGACACAAUUUCACUGAUGCGUCAAGUAUGCUACGACCAGGCUUUCAUGUUUGCGUACUCGGUUCGUGCCCGUACGCACGCGGCACACCGUAUGGAAGACGACGUGUCCCAAGAAGACAAGCUGCGGCGUCUGCGCGAGGUUAUUGACACGUUCAGCGAGGUGGUCACGCGCAAGAAUUAUGUCGAGGACUCGGACCGUCUGCACGUCGUACUCGUGCAGGGCGCUAGCCGCCGGUCCACGGAAGAUGAUCCAAGGCUCACUGGCCUCACAGACACGGGCAAGCGCUGCGUGUUUCCCGACCAGCGAAUGCCGGGCUCGUUGCGUGCUUUCACCAAGCAGGCAGACGAGUUGGCUUUCGACUUCCUUCCUCUACAGAGUGCCGUAUCAGAGGGCACUCACGCUGCUCGUGGUGACUACGUGCUGGUGCGUGUCUGCGAAGCUGGACGUCACACGCUCCACGCUACUCCUGUGGCACGGACAACCCUGCAUGAGGUUGCACAGCUUGUGCCGUCAGAGUUGCUUGGUGCCAGACCGCACUCGCUCGAAGCUCUACAGCUUUAG
Molecule: messenger RNA, 1947 nt
Organism: Peronospora matthiolae
Lineage: Eukaryota; Oomycota; Peronosporomycetes; Peronosporales; Peronosporaceae
Source: the annotation of a GenBank genome assembly